AUGUCGGCUGAACAGAGAUCUUGGGCUUUGCAUGGCUUCGAAUUAGGAAAAUCCCUAGACCAACAAAUUCAAUCUCGAGUCGAAGAAGGCUAUGGUCUUGUAACUAAUAAUUAGAAUCCUACUAGAAACUCAGAACUAUCAAAAAAAUAUGAAGGAAUCGGGAAUAUAUGAAGCUGAAUAUCAAGAUUUCCCAAUAUUUCUUCAGCAGAAGGCAUUUUAAAAAUAAUUGAGUCAAGCGAAGGGGCAAGCAAAACUCAUAACCAAGGGUCAAAUGUGGUUUAUUCCAGCCCAGAAAGAAGCAAAUGUCUUGCAUUAUGCGGAUGAGGAGACCUCUCAGACAAAAGAAACCUUGAGGCAGUCUGCAAAUCUUUAGAAGACCAAGGAAAUUGCACAAAAAGUGCUAUGCUAGCUACCAUGAGUUUUAAUCUUGAAAGAGCUUGCACAGCCUUGAAAUCAGUGGAGUCUGAGCAUUAUGCAUUAGUUUCGAUAUUACAGACAAUGCAGUUUGAUGAUUCUCAAGCAAAAAUUAAACAUUUAUAUCAAAGAUUAGCUUCUCAGAUACCUGAUAUAUAUGCGAGCUCGAUACUGAGGUUUUUAGCAGGUCCAGAAGAAUAUAAUAGAAUACUAUCAACGCUUGCAAUUUCAGAUAAGGUUGGCUUUGGCUGCCGAUUUCUAUCAGAUGCUCAAUUAAGAGCUUUUUUACGAACUGAGCUAGAAAAUGCUAAAGAGCAAGGAAAUCUUGAUGGUAUCAUGAUUUCUGGAUUUACGAUAGACUCAUUGCCAAUUAUGAGGAAUUAUCUAGACAGAACUGGUGAUGUCCAAACGACAGCUUUAUUAUCAAUUUUUGCCCAAAGCUCGUUUACUAAUGACGAUCUUCAAAGUUGAUCUAGCCAUUACAAAGAAAUUCUAAACAGACUUGAAUUGUGACACGCAAGAUGCAAGCUUGAAAUUGAUGAAAGUGAAAUUAUCAAAAAAACAAAAGAGAAAGGAAAAGCAAUGAGGUGCUAUUAUUGCGGGAAUUCUUGGGUUGUCCGAAAAAACCAUCAGUUAUUUUUGGUGCCUUUUUUCCAAUCAAAAUGAUGGUAAAUUAAAAUUCCUGGGUUUUCCAAGUAAAACCUAAAUGAUUGCUUUCAGAAAAAAAAAACAAAUGGUUGUUUUGCAAACUAUACAGGAAAAAAAAAUACUAUUAAAAGUAUUUUAUCAGAUUUAAUUAUCACAAAUAAAGAUAAAUCUGCAGAAAUUAGAUAAAUAAUAAUAGAGCUACUAAAGUUAAAGUUUAAUAACCAAAUGCUAAAUGAGUAAAAUUAUAUCAUAGUGUUUGCUCAAAUGCAUACUAAUAACUAUUGAAAAAACCCAAAUAACAGGGAAAACUCUAAUAAAUUUUAAAUUAAUAUGUUUGCGCAGAUAAGAGUGGUCAAAGCAACGACAAAUUCAGUUUUUUUUAUGGAAAAAAAACACAUGAAAAUUUAAUUGAAAAAUAAACCAUGAUAAAACCUAAUAGUAAAUUUAUCAUCAUUAUUCCAGGAAAAAACCUUUUACAAUUUACAUUAAAUAAUGCAAUAAGCUUUAUAAAAUUAAUGGUAGAAAUGAAGUAGGAAAUGCUCACUGCACUCUUUCCCUCUUUUUGAGCUCAAAAUGACUACUAGCACCGUGAGCGAAAAAAAAUUUUUUUGCUCACGGAGGGAAAGAGAGUUUUUUGAUCGGACAACCCGGAAUUCUUUAGCUUUGCCUGAUAUGGUUGGGGUUUUAACUGUCAACAAAAGGGGAGAUUCACAUUCAAGCUCAAAGCCAAAUAUUAGUCAUUGUCCCAAUUGCCCUAAUGCGCUGCCGAGAUGUGCUAUUUGCUUGAUUCCGUUUUCUUCAAUAAAUCCGUUUUUUGAAAUGGCGAGGGCUUUCCAAAACCCGAAGAAUCCUUCACCAUCUGUGAAAUUUGAUGAGUGGUUCACUUGGUGUGAAAAAUGCCACCAUGGCGGACAUACAGGGCAUAUUCUUAAUUGGUUUACGGAUUGCAAUGAAUGCCCUGUUGUUGGGUGUAGCUGCACAUGCAAUAGUUUGGAUCCUUAA
Messenger RNA from Blepharisma stoltei, 2064 nucleotides. NCBI's taxonomy places the organism in Eukaryota, Ciliophora, Heterotrichea, Heterotrichida, Blepharismidae. The record is from the annotation of a GenBank genome assembly.